This is a messenger RNA of Folsomia candida, 3564 nucleotides long. Its product is annotated as exportin-T. Gene Ontology annotation, molecular function: tRNA binding; small GTPase binding. The record is from RefSeq and is a predicted model, not a curated record. The coding region runs from base 430 to 3360 and encodes 976 amino acids. The transcript has 20 exons. NCBI's taxonomy places the organism in Eukaryota, Metazoa, Arthropoda, Collembola, Entomobryomorpha, Isotomidae. Gene Ontology annotation, biological process: tRNA re-export from nucleus. Gene Ontology annotation, cellular component: nuclear pore; nuclear matrix; cytoplasm.
GUUGCCUUUGAGCCACGUUGUGAAGAAGGGAGAGUUGAGUUUCAUUACCACGACCGCAUGUUCGUUGACUAACUCUACUACUUCUAAAAUCACCACCUGCUUAUCUACCAAGGCGGAUAAGGAUUUUGUCCCACUUUUCCCUCUACUGUUUGACCCUUUGACCCUUUGGGUCAGGUCGGUAAGACAAUUCCGUUGUCUGAACCAUCUCAAAUCCAUCCAUGUGGGUUUGUGGACAUCGUUGGUCAUCAUAUUUCGUGUGAACCGUGACCUUUUUACGUAUUUUUUUCCCACUCGGUCCACGUGGAGAAUGGUGGAUAUCUGGGUGGUUGACUGUAAUUGGAAGGAGUCAAGCUGACCAGCUGUGACGACGAAGAACGUCGCUAAACACUAACACGUCGCUAAACAUCACAAACAACAACAACAGCUGCCAUGGACGAGGGGAUAUUGCUUGGCCUGGGCAAUGCUUCGGGAAGUUUCGAACGUCACAUGAAGGCCAUCAACUACUUCGAGCAGCUCAAACUUUCAGACACCGGUUGGCAAUUGUGUGUCCAGUACUUGUCAACGACGGGGAAAACUGUGGAUUCAGAGACCCAGUUUUUCUGUUUGCAAGUCAUUGAGAAUUUUGUCAAGACGAGGUAUUUAGCAUCUUCGACUGAACAUCAGAAUAUUCUGAAGAAUUUUCUAUUCCGCUGGACAGGAAUGCAGGUUGUACAGCCACGUGCCUUCCUAUACAACAAAGUUGCUCAGAUAAUAGCUUUAAUUUUCAUCCAAGAUUAUCCAAUGAGAUGGCCUAAUUUUUACGACGACCUGUUUUCUACAAUGGAGACAGGUGGGGAGGCUAACAUUAAUAUGUACCUUCGGAUUUUGUAUGCAAUUGACACAGAGAUUGCUGAUCGAGACAUUGCUCGCACAAACGUCGAACUUCAAAGAAAUAAUUUAAUUAAAGACGCAAUGAGAGAAGGAGUGGUUGAACGAUUGGCUGAUUCGUGGUAUCGUAUAUUAACUACGUUUGAUUCUUCCAAGCCUGACAUUGUGUGCCAAUGUCUACAAGUGAUUGGAAAAUACAUUCUUUGGAUGGACAUCAAUUUGGUGGCGAAUGACCGUUUUGUUUCAGUCCUUGUCAAGAAUUUGUCAGAAUCUGAGGUACAAGAUGCUGCUGCUGACUGCAUUCAUGAUAUAAUUUGCAAAGGAAUGGACCCUUUGUCGAAGACAAAAUUAGUAGAAUCUUUCUACACUGUGCUGACAAAUGCUCAAGUGUGGGAUAGUCUCAAAAAUGGAAGUCCCUUUCUGUCCAGCUUGGGUAGAAUUGUGAAUGCCAUGGGGUGCACUGUGAUUGAUGGUUACAAUAAACUAGCCAAGACGGGAGACAAGCAAGGAGAAGUUUGCCAAUACAUAUUUAUUGCUAUCGAAAAUAAGGUUCCAUUAAUAUUGGAAUUUUUGGCAAAUGAAGACGAUGAUGCGUCAGCAUCAAUUUUAGAUUAUUUAAAAGAUUAUUUACACUUAUUAAAGCAAUCUCCAGCCCUUACAGAGCAGCAAAAUAAAUACUUUCAAAUGACACUUGAAAUAAUUACUAGAAAAUUACAGUUUGAUGAGGAUUAUAAUUUUAUGAAAGAGCGAGAAACAGAGGCAGAUUUCCAAGAAUUUAGGAAACAACUUAAGAUUAUUUUUGAGAAUUUGGCUCAGAUUAAUAAGAUGACUGUGAUUGAGCACGUCAAGAACAUUUUAAACAUUGCGAUACAUAAUUGGAAAAUGCUUCCAUUUCAUGAUUCGGAGGUGGCCUUAUUGUUGAUGUAUUAUCUUGGGGAAGCAAUACCUGCGGCAGGGGUAUCCCUGUUUACUGCUGAUUUAGCAAAAUCUUCCCCAAUACAAGUACUUUUGUUGUUGAUCAUGAACUCAGAUAUUUAUCUUCAUACUCAUCAAUCCGUUGUUCUCCAAUAUUUUGAAAUUAUAGUCAGAUAUGAAAAGUUUUUCGUCUGUCAUCCGGACUAUAUUGCGAGCGUGCUAGCUAGUUUUCUCAAAGAAACUGGACUAUUUCACCCUGACAAGAGAGUCAGAUCAAGAUGCUCAUAUUUGUUUUGUCGUUUUAUAAAAUCUGUUCGAUGUCAUAUAACAGAUCAGCUCACGAAUGACAUCAUUCAUGCAAUUCAACCAUUACUAGCUCUGGUUACUCCUUCCAAAUUCCAAGGAACUGAACCAUUAAUGUCUUCAGAUGACCAGCUCUAUUUAUACGAAGUAGUCGGCGUAGUUAUUAUUUCAGGAGAUAAAGGAAAUGAGAAAGGCGAGCUCAUGAAGAAAGUCGUAACCCCUUUGUUGGAAACGUCUCGCCGUGUUACAGAGGAAUUGGCUGCAGAAAAGGACCCGCAUCGACAAGAAGAACUUGCGAAUGUAGUAAUUCAAGCAAUAUCCGUUACAAGCAGACUGAGUAAAGCAUUUAGCAACCAGUUAACCAUGAAGACUUACAAUUGUACUUCAAUUUUUCUGGAUGCUUUACAAAUUUUUAUCCAAUCAGUUCAGGUGGCCCCUGACACUCAGCAAAUAAGUUUGCAGAGCUGUGUUCGUCAAUAUCUACACCGGAUGGUCGUUUGCCUGGAAGAAGAAUUGUUACCCUACAUUCCUUUAGCAUCCCAAGCAUUGUUGAAGAACUGUGAUUGCAAAAGCAUUCAAGAAUAUAUGCCGCUCAUCAAUCAAGUCAUUACUAAGUUUAAGUUAUCAUGGAUAUUCCAGAAAGAGGUAGUGCCCUUCUUGAAUCAGAUGUUUACUCCAAUGGUACAGAGUGUUUUUAGAGCACUUGCUGAACCAAUCGAAUUAAACGACCAAAUUGCUACGGGUGAGAGAAGAAUGUUGCAACGACAAUAUUACAAUUUCAUUGCUACCAUUGUGACAAGCAAUGUGAUGGAGGUGUUGUCUGCGGAGGAAAAUUCAGCAAUUCUACACCAAGUAAUGCUUAGCGUUAUUCAAGGCUCAGUGGAGUUUCCAGAUCCUGUGGCACAACGAGCUUGUUUUUCAAUCAUGAAAAAAUUUGUGGAAAUGUGGGGCGGUCAAGAUAAUCCAGAGGGUUUCAUUGAUUUCUUAUAUAAAAAUAUCCUUCCGGCGUGUUUUAUGGCUCCGUUAAAACCACACUUUGACAUCAGCGAUGCACAAACACUGCUAGCCUUGAACGAAAUUGGGAAUUGUUUACUGGUUAUUUUAGAGAAAAGAAAAGACGAAUUUCGAGUAUAUCUUCAGACCCACUAUUUACCUACGCUUAAUAUACCCGUUCCAAAAAUUGUAGAAUUCCUCGAAGCUCUACAGCGAAGCCCAAAAGAUUUUAGACUGUUUUUGAAGUCAUUCUUUCAGCAACUAAAAGCCAGCUUGCCUUAAGAAAUGAAAUGAAAAUUCCUACGUAUUAUGUUUACUGAUUUACGCAUUUACUGACUAAAACAUCGUAUUUAAUAGAAGAAUAGUAAAUUAAAUUACUAAAACAGGUCGUGAGAUACGGACUAUAAAUUACUUUUGAUAACAUUAUUUACAUUAAAAUGUAAGUAUUUGACAUUGGAAAUAAAUUUUGUUUUUGUUUUCCUCAAA